Protopolystoma xenopodis is the source of this 318-nucleotide messenger RNA. The record is from the annotation of a GenBank genome assembly. NCBI's taxonomy places the organism in Eukaryota, Metazoa, Platyhelminthes, Monogenea, Polystomatidea, Polystomatidae.
GUUGUUCCUGAGUCAUCCUGCAUUUCACUAGCCUGUUCAGUAGAUUCAUCAGAGCAGCUGGACGAAAUUCUGACUUCUAAUUUACCAACGCCUCGAACCUCCGUGCUGCUAACUGGCCUUCACGCUUGUGGUGGACUAAGUGCUACUCUUCUGCGUACCUUCACUCGUUCUGCAAAUGCUGUGGGGCUUGUCAAUGUGGCCUGUUGUUACCAUUUACUACGUGAGGAUUGCGAAAAUGGUGAUAAUAAAGCUGGUUUGUCGAGCCUUAAAAAAGGCGUUCGUAUUUUUGUUAUAGUAGAAGCUAGUCAUUGUAGGUAA